This is a messenger RNA of Sorghum bicolor (sorghum), 2359 nucleotides long. Its product is annotated as cyclic dof factor 2. The record is from RefSeq and is a predicted model, not a curated record. Bases 347 to 1885 code for a protein of 512 amino acids. The transcript is spliced from 2 exons. Gene Ontology annotation, biological process: regulation of DNA-templated transcription. NCBI's taxonomy places the organism in Eukaryota, Viridiplantae, Streptophyta, Magnoliopsida, Poales, Poaceae. Gene Ontology annotation, molecular function: DNA-binding transcription factor activity; DNA binding.
AACACACUGUCACCGGCUGCCCCGGUCGCCCUUCCUCCCUCCCUCCCUUCUCCUCUGCUGCUGCUGCAGCAGCCAUCAGAAAAGGGGGCGAAAAGGCCACCGAAUUCUCCUCGCCCCGGGGCACACAAGCACAGCCCAGAGUCCCAGACCAGACCAGCAGGAGCAGGCCGCCUUUCCGCUCGAGCACCCACGCAAUCAUCACCGCCGUCUUCCUCUCCCUCCUCUCCUUCCCUUCACUUCCCAUUCCAUUCCCGUCCUCGAGACCGCCGCAUGCCACCCGCACGAGGCGCCGCCUGCUGUUCCGGGUGACCGCGCGCGGGGCCGAGACGAGAUCGGCCGGCGCGCCAUGGCCGCGCCCGGAGGAGGCCUGGACCAGGACCGAGGCCGGGGCCGGGGACAGGACGCCGCCAUUAAGCUCUUCGGCCGCAGCAUCCCGGUGCUCCACUCCUCCGUCGUCGCAGCGGCCGCAUCCGAGGUUAGCACCAAGUUAGCAAAUGAUGUAAGAAGCAAUGAUGGCAUGUCAUGCCUUCCAAACAUGCCUUUGAUUGUCAAAGCAAGUCCCUUCCCUUCCAAGAACAAUAUGAAGAAUGGUUUACAAGCUAUUAGCAGUCAGCAUGGGAAAAUGGAAGCUGAUUCCAAGUCUGAGGAAGUUAAGAAUAGUUUACAAGCUAUCAUCAGUCAGCCUGGGAAAACAGACGAUUCCAAGUCUGAGGAAACUAAGACUGAAUCUGGUGGAUCUGGCCAAGAGAAGGUACUCAAGAAGCCAGAUAAGAUUCUGCCUUGCCCUCGCUGCCAUAGUAUGGAAACAAAAUUUUGCUACUUCAACAAUUACAAUGUGAACCAGCCCAGGCAUUUCUGCCGGAACUGCAAGAGGUACUGGACUGCCGGGGGGACUAUGAGGAAUGUCCCUAUAGGUUCUGGUAGACGCAGAAAUAAGGAUCCAUCUCAUCACCAUCAUGUCACCAAGCCGUGUGAUCAUAUCGUAACUGCUAAUGGAGAUGUUUCUGAUGCAACUCAGCGCCAGUCUCUUGCAGUCAAGCCAUCUGUCCUUCAAGGUUCAGGAAAACAAAAUGAAACAGCGUGCAAGUCUGUAUCUCCAGUCCUUAAUAUUAAAGAGCAGAAUAAUGCCGACCUUAUUUCCUUGGUCUCUGGUGACAAUAAGGAAGAGAAAUCAUGUGCAUCCUCUGUGGUAUCUGGCUCCUCGGAAAACUGGAUGCCAGAAAAUACAGUUAAAAAGGAGGAGGAUAGUACUUCAGCGUACGGUAAUGGUGUGAAAGAACCUGAUCCCAACACGCAGUCUCACCAUGCUGGACCCAUUUCGGUGUUCUCCGGAAAUCCUGCUGCAGUCAUGGUGACUAAUCAGUCCUCAGCAGAUGGUAUUCAUGGGCCGGGAAAUGGUACGGUCAGUCCUCUUUCACUACCACCACCACCCAUGGUACCAACCCCGGGAAUUUGUGCACCUGCUGUUCCAUUCCCUCUCGUGCCAGCCUUCGUGAGCUGCAUUCCUGGUUGGCCAAGUGCAGUAUGGGGUGCAGCAUGGCCUGGAAGUAGUGGCCCUACAUUACUAUCUCUUCCCCCAAACAGUUUAGCUUUUUCAGGAAGCAACUCUAGGGUGUUAGGAAAGCAUACAAGGGUAGCUAAUUUGCAGGAAGAACAGAAGGCAGAAAAAAAGUUUUGGGUCCCUAAAGCUCUCCGAAUUGACAACCCAGAAGAGGCAGCAAAGAGUUCAAUCUGGGCCUCUCUUGGUAUCAAGCCUGAUGAGAGAAUCAUAUUCAAGUCUUUCCAGUCCAAGGAUCUGAAAAAUAGUGAGACUAAGACGCCAGAAUCCCUGCAGGCCAAUCCAGCAGCGUUUUCCCGCUCUCAGACAUUUCAGGAGAGGACCUGAGAAACUUAUAGAUGCUCCCAUCGGUGACAUCAUACCGCAAAUAAAUUGUCCUCAAAACAAAGGAUACCAGAGGAUGGUCAAUGUUCCUAUUUAAGAUUUUCUUGAAUUGAUCUGUCGCUAAGCGCAGCAGUUUGGCAAUCAACUCAGACCUGUCCAAGAUUUACAGUUUUUCUUUUCUUUCUGACGAUAGCUAGGUUGGUCUGAAGAUUAUGACUGCUCAAGGAGCCUUAUGUAAAUACAGUAGGCCUGUGAAUUGAUGUCGAUAGUCUUUUAGCUGGUUAAAGUUCUAAUGUACUCCCUCCGUUCUAAAUUAAAUUAUAAGUUGUUCUGACUCUAGAUACAUAGAUUUUGCUAUGUAUCUACAUAGUAAAAGAUAUAUAUCUAAAAAGGCUAGAACAACUUAUAAUUUGGAUUGAAUAGAGUAACUGCAUUGAGGUCAUGGAGUGGAUACCUAGGUUCAUGAGCGCGAUUAAA